CAUCCACGCUCUGUCUAUCUUGAGUCUUUCUUGGGUAUUGUGAGACAUGCAGAACACCGAUACUGUCGAGAAGGCCGCGCAGGCUCAGCUGCUCGAGGUACCAGUCGCGGUCAGGCCCCCACUCUCCAGGACGGUCACGAGCACCGUGGGCCCCGGGGAGCGGUCGGAGGUACUCCUCCAGGCAAAGAAGAACACAAUCCUCACGUCCCACGGGAGGCCACCAUGGUACGGUGCAGAUGGAAACCAUCUGUCUGAUGCGUUCGUGAUAGGCAUCGCAGGUGGGUCUGCGAGCGGCAAGACGCAUGUAGCGAGAUGUAUCGUCCAAGCCCUUGGAUCCAUCCCUACAGUUGUUAUUUUGUCUCAGGACAGUUUCUAUCGACGCCACUCACCAGAGGACCUCAAACUCGCGUUUGCGAAUCGCUAUGACUUCGACCAUCCAGACGCUAUUGAUAUGCCAUUGUUUGCCUCGUGCCUAGCAGACUUGAAGGCGGGAAAACAAACGAACAUUCCCAUAUAUUCCUUCACAGAGCACCAACGUCUUGACGAGACCAAGUAUCUAUAUGGCGCAUCUAUCAUCAUUGUUGAGGGCAUUCUUGCGUUGCACGACGCAGAGCUAAGGUCGCUAUACGAUUUGAAGGUCUUCGUGCAAUGCGAUUCAGAUCUUAUGCUCGCUCGCCGCAUCAGGCGAGACGUGAAGGAGCGAGGGCGCAGCGUGGACGGCGUUCUGGAACAGUAUUUGCGCUAUGUGAAGCCCGCAUACGAUAACUUCGUACAACCCACGUCUCGCUUCGCCAACAUCAUUGUGCCGGGAUCAGAGAACACCAUUGCAAUCGAGCUUAUUGCUACUCACAUUCGCCGCAAGAUCGAAGAGCGUUCAAGAUAUCUGCGAGAACAGCUAACACGGAUUGGUCACCGAGACUUGAGCCCUGGAGGAGAUCCUACAGCUCUUGACUUUCCCAAUCUGACUGUCUUGCGAGAUACGCCGCAAUUGCGAGGAAUCUUCACGAUUCUGCGUGACAAGUCAACAUCUCGCGAAGACUUCAUCUUCUUCACAGACCGACUAUCGACCUACCUUAGUGAGAAGGCGAUGGAGUUCCUUCCCUUCAAGAACAAACGCAUAACUACGCCUAUCGACUCAACGUACGCCGGGAAGGCGCUUUCUGUGGACCACGUCUGUGGAAUAUCCAUCCUGAGAUCUGGAGGACCGCUCGAACAGGGCCUGCGUCGCGUCAUCCAAGACAUCCGCAUCGGCUCGCUGCUCAUCCAGUCCGAGGUGCACACCGGCGAGCCGCUCCUGCUGCACGCCAUGCUCCCCGUGUGCAUCCGCAAACGCGACCUUGCCCGGAACAGCUUCGUCUUCCUCCUCGACGCGCAGAUCGGCACGGGCGCCGCAGCGUUCAUGGCGAUCCGUGUGCUGCUCGACCACGGUGUCCCACAGGCGAACAUCAUCUUCGUGACGUUCAUCGUUGCCGCGUGCGGCGGCGUGCGGGUGUUGCAACGCGCGUUCCCGGGCGUCCGUAUCGUGUGUGGCGCGAUCGACCCCGUCCUCAGGGAGUCGUGGGCGUUGUGGGAUGUUACGGCGCCCGAGGCGCACGUGAAGGAGACGAAGCAGCAUGAGAAGGAGGAAGAGGAGACGGUGUCGACGGCGCAGACGAAGGCUGACGCAGAGGCAGAAGGCAGGAAGGUGUGGGUGGUCGAGCCAGGGAUGGGUCAUAUCGGCGACCGAUACUACUUGUGAUGAGGGUACGUGAAGGCGUCGUUGCGCAAUCAAGCAUGACUCUGCGCUUGACCACAUGGUCGACUAGCCAAGACGGUGUUGUUGGCGGACCCUGACUCCUCCCGCGCGCUCACAGACUACAGGGCAGAUAGGGCAGACCCUUCAGACGCAACGUGUUCCAGCUUAGCUGCGCCAUUAAUUGCCGGAAGUAUACACGCGCUGGUAUGAUAUCAUGUUGGCUAGCAAGGGGCAAACGCAGCAUUCACUGGGGAGCGGCGCUCAUAUAUACUAGUAUCGUC
Messenger RNA from Trametes versicolor FP-101664 SS1, 2016 nucleotides. Its product is annotated as armadillo/beta-catenin/plakoglobin. The transcript has 15 exons. Gene Ontology annotation, cellular component: cytoplasm. Lineage: Eukaryota; Fungi; Basidiomycota; Agaricomycetes; Polyporales; Polyporaceae. The record is from RefSeq and is a predicted model, not a curated record. The coding region runs from base 47 to 1738 and encodes 563 amino acids. Gene Ontology annotation, molecular function: kinase activity; ATP binding.